Xiphophorus hellerii (green swordtail) is the source of this 4495-nucleotide messenger RNA. RefSeq names its product kelch-like family member 26 (gene klhl26). The transcript is spliced from 3 exons. NCBI's taxonomy places the organism in Eukaryota, Metazoa, Chordata, Actinopteri, Cyprinodontiformes, Poeciliidae. The coding region runs from base 235 to 2049 and encodes 604 amino acids. The record is from RefSeq and is a predicted model, not a curated record. Gene Ontology annotation, molecular function: protein binding.
UCAGGUAGCGGUGGUACAGGAGAGAUUCGUGUUUUAAACAGCCACCAAAGGGGGACUGGUCAUUUCUGCUUUCGCCGCAGGACCUCAAACAGACAAUUGUACAACGUGUGUCAGAAGUCGCCAACUGCUCUUUGCACGAAAUAAACCAAAACAAUAAUGAAUCAUCCAUUCGUGCCGAUGACUUCCUGAUAACAUUCCUAAAAAUGCUCUAUGCGUGUUGGUAUGUGCUAGAAGAUGGCGGAGUUGGACGGUGGCGAUUUUGCUCCGAACCAGUCGGAGAACAGUAUGGCUAACAAGAAUAGUACCCUGCGCUGUACUUUCUCCGCCCCGAGCCAUAGUGCCACUCUCCUCCAGGGCUUGUCGGUUUUGCGGGCUCAGGGUCAGCUCCUGGAUGUCGUGCUGGCUGUCAAUGAAGAGCACUUCCAGGUCCAUAAAGCAGUGCUGGCCGCCUGUAGUGAUUACUUCAGAGCUAUGUUUACAGGAGGCAUGAGGGAGUCAAACCAAGACACCAUUGAGCUGAAGGGUUUGUCAGCCCGAGGGCUGAAACAUAUCAUCGACUUUGCCUACAGUUCAGAUGUAACUUUAGACCUGGACUGUAUUCAGGAUGUUCUGGGGGCUGCUGUGUUUCUCCAGAUGGUUCCCGUAGUGGAGCUUUGUGAGGAAUUUCUUAAGUCUGCAAUGAGUGUCGAGACCUGCCUUCACAUUGGGCAGAUGGCCACCACGUUCAGCUUGUCUUCCCUCAAAGAGUCCGUGGAUGCCUUCACCUUUCGUCACUUCCUCCAGAUUGCUGAAGAAGAGGACUUUCUUCACAUUCCUAUGGAGCGCCUCAUCUUCUUCCUGCAGAGCAACAAGCUGAAGAACUGCAAGGAGAUCGACCUCUUCCACGCUGCCAUAAGGUGGCUCCAGCAUGAUGAGUCCCGUCGGGCUCAGGCGAGCAGCGUCCUCUGCCACGUGCGGUUUCCACUCAUGCUCUCCUCAGAGUUGGUAGACAGUGUUCAGACGGUGGACAUCAUGGUGGAGGAUGUACUAUGCCGCCAGUAUCUCCUUGAGGCUUUCAAUUACCAGAUCCUUCCCUUCCGACAGCAUGAAAUGCAGUCCUCACGGACGCUCAUCCGCUCUGACGUGUUGUCCCUCAUCACCUUUGGUGGGACCCCCUACACUGACAACGACCGCACAGUGAGCACCAAGUCUUACUACCUUCCUGAUGCUGCUUCCCGUCAGUUCAAAGAGCUGACAGAAAUGGAGACAGGGUGCAGCCAUUCCUGUGUCGCAGUGCUUGACAACUUUGUGUACAUUGUCGGUGGGCAGCACUUACAAUACCGCAGUGGGGAGGGGGCCGUGGACAACUGUUUCCGCUACGACCCGCAUCUUAACCAGUGGCUACGCAUCCAAUCCAUGCAGGAGGCUCGCAUCCAGUUUCAACUCAAUGUCCUGCAGGGACAACUAUACGCAACUGGAGGCCGUAAUCGAUCCGGGAGUCUGUCUUCCAUGGAGUGUUAUUGCCCAAAAAAGAACGAGUGGUCUUAUGUGGAACCGUUGAAACGCAGAAUUUGGGGCCAUGCUGGGACUUCGUGCAGAGAAAAGUUGUACAUUUCAGGAGGUUACGGGGUCUCGUUGGACGACAAGAAAACGCUCCACUGCUAUGAUCCAAUAUCAGACCAGUGGGACUUCAAAGCCCCCAUGAAUGAACCCAGAGUGCUGCACGCCAUGAUCAGCACCCAACAACGUGUUUACGCUCUGGGUGGCCGCAUGGACCAUGUGGACCGCUGUUUCGAUGUGCUGGCGGUUGAGUAUUACAGUCCAGAAAGUGACCAGUGGACGACUGUCAGUCCCAUGAGAGCAGGGCAGUCCGAGGCGGGCUGCUGCCUUCUGGAUGCUAAGGUCUACAUCAUAGGGGGCUAUAACUGGCACCUGAACAAUGUCACAAGCAUCGUUCAAGUCUACAACACCGAGACGGAUGAGUGGGAAAGGGAUCUGCACUUUCCAGAAUCAUUUGCUGGCAUCGCAAGUACGCCGAUUAUACUUCCUCAGAACACCACACAACGCUGAGCUCCUGACCUGCAACUGUGAAGACUAUUCUGUGUGACCUUCUACUGCCCAAUGGAUUAAAUGAAGGUGUGAACGUCUUGCUUACAUAUUGAUGAAGGUUUGUUUUUUAGUUUUUUAGACUUCAGUUGACAUAAACGUGACUUUUUUAAUAUAGUGUAGCAUAUUUAAGAAACUUUCUUUAAGUUUUAGGAAUCAUAGCUAUGACUUCUGAUGAGCAGGUUUCAUUGAAGAGGCAAGGUUUUUGAUAACCUAAUAAUCAGAGUAAAUGCAGGUCUGAAAAUGUAUUAAUCCAAUCAUAAUUAUUGCAGAGAUCCUACAGAAAAGGCUAGACUGUGAUUACCCUGGUCUAGUUAAUCAUGGAAAAGAUGACAAAAUCUUUCCAGCCUUUAUUUUUUAUUCCUUUGUCAAAUGUUUUAUGUCUUUCCCUCUGUAUUUUAUUUCUAUUUUGUGUCCUCCCAUUUUUCCUUAUUUCUGUCCACAUUUUUCUCCUUUCUUUCUUUUCCCUCCCUUAUGUCCAUUUCUUUUUUGUGUGCUUCUUUGCCUUCUUUGUUCCUUGUUUACUUACUCCCUCAAGUCACUUUUUUUUUCUUUUCCUGUUCCUUGCACCCUUCCUUCCUUGUUCUGUGUCCUUUCUUCUUUUCCUUUUUUUAGUUCUACUUCCUUAGUUAUGAUUUUCCUCCUUUCCUUUCUCGUGUCCUACAUUUGUUCAUUACGUGUGUGCUUCCUUCCAUGCUUCUCUUCCUCCUUGUCUACUUCCCAUUCUGCACCCAUUCAUUCCUUGUAUUCUUCCUUUUGUACUUUGAGGCAUUCAUUAUUCCCUUCCUUGCUUGUCUUUCCUCCAUUUUCCUUCCUUUUUUGUGUUGUUUUUAUUCCUUGUCUCUUUUCUCCCUUUCAAUUGUUGUCCACCCUCUUUUUGUUCUGUUCAUUUCUAUAUUGUGUCUUUUCUGUUCUGUCAUUUCAUUCCUUAUGUUCUAUUGUUAGGGCUGCACAGUGGCGCAGUUUUUAGCACUGUUGCCUUGCAGUAAGAAGGCCUGUGCAUGCGUGGGUUCUCUCCGGGUACUCCGGCUUCCUCCCACAAUUAACCUAACAUGACUGUUAGGUUAAUUGGUCUCUCCAAAUUCUCCCUAGGUGUGAGUGUGUGUGUGUGCAUGGUUGUGUGUUCUGUCUGUCUUUGUGUUGCCCUGCGAUAGACUGGUGACCUGUUCAGGGUGUACACCGCCUCUUGCCCAAAACGUUAGCUGGAGUUAGGCACCAGCAGCCCUCCCGAUCCCACCAGGGACAAGGGUGUUAGAAAAUGGAUGGAUGGAUGUUCUAUCUUUAUCAAUCAAUCAAUCAAUCAAUCAAUCAAAUUGUAUUUGUAUAGCACAUUUCAGCAGCAAGGCAUUUCAAAGUGCUUUACAUCAUUAGUCCUUCCUUGUAUCUUAUUUCUUUAUACAGUAUGUGAAUCCUAUAAAUUGAUGAUGAAUGUUUGAAUUUUAUAUUUUAAAAUGGUGAUAAGACUAAGUCUGAAAUCUUUAUACAUGUAGGAACACUUUUCUUAAAUGCUUGGCAAUUUAGAAAGUGUAUUAUCACAACCCAGUUAACUGGUGUAGCAGUAGCUAAAUUAUUGUAGAUUUUCGGAGGAAAGUAUUACUUUAAUUUGUAAAUGUGAUAAAAACCAAUGAAGGGCUUACAUUACAAAAGGCACAUCAGAUAUGACAUUCCUUAGAAAAUCAGCAUUUAAAAUGUUGGACAAUUUGAUUGUACAGAAGUUUUAUUUGUUAUGCUGUUUAAUUUUUGAAACAAUUUACCUUUAAGUCAGUUACUGUAGCUAUAUCCUAAUCAACAAGCUGCAUAUUAGCACAUAAUGCCGGCACAAAAACAAGAAUAGGAUGAUUUACAGUUUAAAAUAUGUUCCACAUGAUUUUACUCUUUAUGUGAAUGUCUUUCUGAUUUCUGAUGUGUUUAAUGGAACUGAAACUGUUUCAGAUGUUUCUUGUUCUGUCCUAAAAUCACACACAACUGCAGACCUCUUGCGGCAGCUACAUGAAUAAUUUAUUUGUGUCUUGAUACAAUGUUUUGCAUCGUUUUUUUUCUCUUUCCUUGAAGCUUGUUCACUUAAUUUUUACAGUUUUAAUUUUUCUGCAUCCUUUGCACUUCUGUAGCUGUAUUUAUGAGAUAUUGUGUUUGUACAUGACCUAUGUAUUUGUUUUUACUUUAAGAAGCAAACCUUUUGUUUUUUUUUUCUUUUUGAACUUGACCACCUCCAUGAUAGUGAGGAGGGUUUUUGUGGAAAAGUGUCUGCUGUCUGCUUGCCUAAGCGUGUCUUUUUCUGCUUGUACCAAUCAAAGCACAUUAUAUUGACAAAGUGCAAUACAGUGAAAACUGAUGUACUCCAGGGGGAAUGUACAAGUUUGUGUAGCUUCAUGUCAAUCCUUUAUUAAAGUCAAUAAUGUUAAAAUGUAAA